Molecule: messenger RNA, 7346 nt
Organism: Patiria miniata (bat star)
Lineage: Eukaryota; Metazoa; Echinodermata; Asteroidea; Valvatida; Asterinidae
Gene: dot1l
Product: histone-lysine N-methyltransferase, H3 lysine-79 specific-like
Exons: 25
Coding region: 146-6190 (2014 amino acids)
Biological process (GO): regulation of transcription regulatory region DNA binding; DNA repair; DNA damage checkpoint signaling
Cellular component (GO): nucleus
Molecular function (GO): histone H3K79 methyltransferase activity
Source: RefSeq, a predicted model, not a curated record
CCUCGGGACCACGUGACACGUCGACGGGGUGGGUUUUCUUUGUACGUGCAUGCAUAGGGAAUGAAGCACAGCCGAAAGAAGUAUAUUUCAUGGGGAAAAUGCUACUAUAACGACCAGUUUUUUGACAGUGAAUCGCGCCGGAAGGAUGGACGACGAGCAUGGGGAACCGAAAAGACCGUUGGAACUUAGAUUACACAGCCCAGCUGGAGCAGAUCCGGCGAUCUAUACCUGGCCACUCCAACACACGGACAAAAGCGAUGGGGCAAAUGAGAUCGUUGACACAAUCAAAUGGGUUUGCGAUGAUAUUCCUGAAAUGAUGGUUGCCAUGCAGAAAAAUGUACUCAAUGACUUUGACACAAAAAGUUUUGAGAGCAUGCACACACUAUGCGAGAAGUACAACAGAGCCAUUGAUGCAGUCAGACAGCUGUGGCAAGGGACAACAUGCAUCGAGCGGCCGGUCAAAGCAUGGACGACCCGGGGUCAUCUCAAACACAUCAUGCAACAGGUCUACAGCCACGCUAUCGACGAUCCUGACAGGCUGAAUGCGUACGAACCAUUCUCACCAGAGGUCUAUGGGGAGACGUCCUUUGAUCUUGUGGCACAGAUGCUGGAACACGUUCAGAUAUCAACUGAUGACUUGUUCAUCGACCUUGGAAGUGGUGUCGGUCAGGUGGUCUUACAAGUAGCGGCGUCGGUGAAGUGCAAAGUAACCUAUGGCAUAGAGAAGGCAGACGUCCCUGCUGCAUAUGGCAAGGUCAUGAUGAGAGAAUUUGAGCGUUGGAUGAAGUGGUACGGCAAGGAGUACAGUCCUUUUGAGCUCCACAAAGGCGACUUCCUAUCAGGAGAGAUGAAGGAAAAGAUCUCAGUUGCAAACAUUAUCUUUGUAAACAACUUCGCGUUCGGCCCAACUGUCGACCACAAGUUGAAGGAGCGUUUUGCCAACAUGAAGGAAGGAGCCAAGAUCGUCUCAUCCAAAGCGUUCUGUCCCCUCAAUUUUAGGAUCACGGAUAGAAAUUUAAGUGAUAUCGGGAGCAUCAUGCACGUGGUGGAGCUGUCGCCUCUAAGAGGUUCGGUAUCCUGGACCGGCAAACCUGUAUCCUACUACCUCCAUACCAUAGAUAGAACCUUGCUCGAGAAGUAUUUCCAGCGGUUAAAAGAUCCUAAACUCAGGGAAGAAGAAUAUCAAAACUGGAAGAACAGAAACCGGCGAGGCGUUGAGUACAGCGCCAUCAAGAAUCUGGACUUCAGUCGGAACUCCAGCGAUAGUGAGUCAGUGGUGGUGGUCGGUCCCACGACCAGACGCAAAUGGACCGAGUGGAUCGCCAAGGACAACAGCAAGGAAAACAUGGAUAAGAACUCGGACGAUAAGGCCUCAGAGAGCUCAGAGCCAGGAAAACGGAGACGGAAAUUGAAAAGGACACAGAGUCGGGAAGUGGAGGAGAAGACCAAACGCAAAAGAGGGCGCCCUCCCAAGUCGGUCAAGAGCCAGGACGAGAACAACGUCACCAAGAAGCAGUCGGCAGUCUUGGGUCUUGAAGCCCUCCACCAACACACCGUGUCGCUGAGCCAGUCACCGCCUGACAAGAAAGAUUCGAGACAGAUCCACAACGCGCAGUUCAACCUUCCCAGCAUGGUCACGUCCAAGAAAAAGUUGAAGACGAGUCCCACAACACUGAGCACCAAACAGCAACACAACGUGGAGAAAUCGCUGGACAGACUACUAGAGUCCUACAAGCAACAGAUGUUGGACUUCGUCACCUACAUGAGAAGUCCCGACUACCUGCAUUUGCUGCACGUGCAACUGGAUCAAGAAAGGGUACGUCAGAUGCGAAAGGACCAGCUCGACGCCAGACAAGAACAGCUGGAAAAGCAGAUUGAACAUUUGCGUUACGACAGCAUGAAAAUGCUGAAUGUUCGACUGGACGAGCUUGGAAUCGAAGCUAAGACCCCAUCGGAGCUGGUGGAGAAGUCGAAGGAGAUCGUUGGCAAGCAUCGAGAGCUGCAGCUGCAGUGUGAGGCACUGCAACACCAGAUCCAGUCAAUAGAGGACGCUAAUGACAAAGUGGUACGCGAGAGCCAGCAGGACGUCUUGAGUCACUCCAACCCGACGUCGCUCAUCACGGAGCAGAUCAUCCAGGAGUACAAUCAACAGAAGCAUCUACGCAAGGAGCUGGAGAAGCUAGAGUCUGAGGUCCAUAAAUUGGAGAAAAUGUCAUCAACUCAAGGUGAUGACCAUCUUGCCAAUCAGGGGAGACGUUCUGCCAAGCGUACUUCCGGAAGCCCAGUGGGCCUUGCCAAUGGAAGCUUAGAGCACCGUCGUAAUAAUUCUCUGAGUCCUGCCCGCUCCAAGGGGAUCAGUUCCAACAGCCCGUCCCCAACAGCUCUGGUCACCAAAGUGUUGCCUCCUAAUCUCUCGCCCCGGUCUGCUGCCCUCGCUGCCGGCAUGCACGACUACACGCACCUGUCGCCAGGGAAAGCUGCGCUUCAUCGGAGACUCUCUGGCUACGACAACAAAGACAUGGCCGGGAAGCCCGUUGCGACCCAAGGCGCGACCGACAAAGAAUCUAUGCUGAACGGUGAAGCGAAGGAAAAGAGCAAAAGUGGGAAGGAGAGAGUUCAAGGAGGCUUUGCAAUCUUGGCUGGGCUCCAGGCACAGCCAUCCUCUGCGCUAGUGGGCUCGGCACAGAUACCGACGUCAAGAACAACCAGCGGUUUGGAAACGGCGAAAGAUGGUAACCUGAUAAACAAAGGCUUGGUGAAUCCGAACAUUGUGCUGAAAGGGUCCAAAAAGCCAUUUGACGUCCCCCAUCAGGACAUGACCCAGAUCAUACCCCCUCUGUCUGCUGCCCAACCCCUGGUCACCUCCGUCAUCACCUCUGUUGGGUUGGUGGGAGCCCUCCCCCAGGCCCCAAUAACUGUCCAAACCCCACUUACAACCCAGACUACGCCCCAGAUGACCCUCAUCAGCCCCCUGGACAUCAAACACCGCGGCAUCUUCAACAUGCUUGCCGCUCACCCGGUCAGCAAAGUCAAGGAGGCCAGUGUGGCCUCGCUAGAUGCCCCUCUAAGCCCCCAAAAUGUCACCCUGUACCCUAGCGAACCUGCUAGCACGCCCACCCCCAUGAGCAGUACUGUAACCGUUACUACCUCACAGAGCAAUGCAACCGUGUCUACAAAGGCCAAGUCCAAUCCAGCCCCCCUCUCCAACUUCUUGCCGGAAGCUGCUGCGGAGAAACCAAAGCCACCCUCUGCGACAUCAGAUCCAUCCGCAAGCCUGCCAGCAGCUGUGAAAGCCUUACCAGUUGUAACAAUGGCAGCCACGAUCCUGUCCCAGCCUCCGCCAAUCAGGUCCAAGAAGGGUCGAAAGCGGUCGGCAACGACGGCAGCAGACGCCCAUCUGCCGGCUAAGAUGGCUUCGGUGGUCCGACAGGGGAGCCUGGAGUCGCAGGAUAGCAUCCUGACCAUGCUGACAAACGUGAACCAGCCGCUGCGCAUCAGUGCCAUUCCCUCCCCAGAGGGUAAGAUGUCCUCCUUGGACCGUUCCACAGGGAGGGAAUCACAGAGGGGAAGAGCCAAGUCUACAGCCAGGUCUGCUCUUAAGAACAAAUUGUGCAAGGCAACUGCUGCUGAGCCUAAAGUUACGUCAGUUGCUGUCAGGGCUGUGUGUAAAACUCCGGACCCAACAAAGGAACAGAGCAAUGAAACAGACAGACUGCCUUCGCCUGUUUCACCUGAGCCAGCCAGGCCAAAGGUCAAGGAGUCCCCCAACACCAAGAAGCUUCAGGCCAAGAUCAGCAGUGGCUUUGAUGCCUUGGCAGCCUUCGCCUCAACUGAGCUGGAUCGCAGCAAGCAGAUCCGCCGUCAGAGCGCCGGCAACAGCCCCGAGAACCAAGGCCGUCGGGAUGCCUCCAAGAGUCCCAUAGGUGCCGGGGGUCGCUCUCCUCAUGUGCCCCAGGUGGCUAGUCCCGAAGGCACUCUGGAGGGCUACAAGACCCCUAAGAAGAGUUCAGCUGUUUCGUUUGACACCCAGAAGAAAGGGUCUACCCCGAUGAUCGCCGUGACCUCACCGGUUGGGGCAAUAGGCAGCGGCAGCACGCCGCAACAGAAUAAUGCUGCAUCCAACACAGAUCAAAGUGCCAAUAUGCAAUCUCUACCACAUGCUGCAGAUGGUGUGCGGUUCGGCGAGACUGAGCACCAUCUUAUAUCGGAGGAUGAGGACGAUGUCCACAUCGACGUAGAGGAGACGGACUCUGUCCAUGAGCUACUGAAGCCACGCACUCCUGGAUGGAGACGGAUGGCGGACGAAGAGGCUCUCCGAUACGUAGACGAUGAGAAGGAGGAGGAGCCUCCCCGCCAACCGGACAAACCCAGCAAUCCCUCCAACAAGGCUGGCACAAACACAAACCCUCAGCCAGCAUCGGUUACUCCAUCAGCACCACCAAAGACCCAGCAAGGCUUUGUCGCGAGUGUUGCAUCCACUCAGGCCCAAGUGCCUUCGCAGGCAUCAACAACAAACCAUGGGGUGAGCAACCCUGCCCCCAGUCAAGCUCCUAGCUACAACCAGAACAGAGCGUAUGUUGUGCCAACAGUCUCCCAGCCCCAGGCAGGGGGGUUGAUUGGAUCUGUGUCCGGUCAAGGUGUACCUCCCAUUAACCAGGUCCAGAGUACAGGAUCUAAAUACCAAGGAACAAGGAAUGGUGUACCUGUCACAACACCACAGCAGGGCCUGAGCCAGGUGACCACUAUUCCUCCAAAGCCUGCCCCGACAACCAAGCCCAGUGCCACUUUGCCCCUUAUUAGCCGUUCACUGGCCACAAUCACGACUGUCGCCGAUCCAUUAAGCAUAUCCAACUCGAUCGCAAACAGUACCAUGGAGGUUGCACCUGCGGACCAGUUCCACAAGAAGUUCUCCCGGAAGGAAGGCCGGAAGUUCGGGAAGCUGUGGCUGCAGCAUCAGCUAAACCCCACCAACGACCCGAAGAUAAACACCUCAGGUCCGGCCCAGGGAAAAACAGCAGACAAUUUUGUGGCUGGAGUAGGCGACUACCAGCAGAUGGAGGACAAGUGGCGGAAACUGCACCAUCCCAACUCUUACAAUUUGCAAUCAAACAUGAACCCGAGGUCAUCUGCUGGCCUUCUGAACCAGGCGCCUACCUUGUCACACUACACGCCUGUCUCCAACUCCUCCAAGCUGUCGCCCUAUUCUGUGCCAAGCCAGCAACCUGGAUACACCAACAUGUCUGCCUCCAACCAGAAGCUCUCCCAUCCCCGGCUGGUAGGGGAUGGCCAGGGGAGCAACAAGCAGUACUCCAACUGGGACGGACGCUCCACCACAGACACAAGCAGCAUCUCCCCAACCGGUGCCUCCUGCCAACGCAGCAGGCAAGACACCAGGAGUGGAUACCCUACCGGGAUCACCACCAACACCCCUUACAUUGAACUCAAAUCACAGCAUCAGCGAAACGGACCCUCUCAGGGACCUGCUGGACCCUUUAAAGGUGCUGGAGAUGCAAACGCUGCACCCAAAUCCAAACAUAUGGGUGUGUACAAGCCCAAAGAUGCAGGCACCUCAGCGAAAUCCUGCAAUCAGGCCAACGCGACCGCCAGUUACCUCAACAAUGCCUCGCUUUUUUCCAACGCCCCCCACUACAGUAACUCACUGCCAAAAACUGGGCACGCGGUCCCUCACAGUGCCCAGGCGGCCCCGUAUAACCAUUCCCAAAGUCUUCCAAAUCGGGGCGUUGGGGUACCUCUACAAUCGCCGCGGUCCAGUUACAACCACCACACUCCUUCCCCGACCUCUCCGAACCGUUUUCGUCCCCCGUAUCCAAGCCCCACGCACCAGAACAGAGUGAUGUCGCAGGGGACAACGCCCCCCUUGGCCUCACCCACAGAACAGCCGCCUCCUCCCCCGCCUCCGCCCCCUAGGGGUGAAGACCUUGAGCCCCCUCCCCCACCCCCCGGCAGGCCAUUGCCGCCUAGGAUUAACACUAUGCGUCCAGGCAUGGCCAUGUCACCAGGCUUUCCCAUGCUGGCACCUUACGGCAUCCCAGCCAGGCCCGAGAUGGCAAUGCCCGCGUAUCUCCACUCCUCCUAUCCUCAUCCACACCCACAGGCCAAUCUGUCGGGAUUCACCACACCCAAUGCCACGCCCGGUUACAUCAUGCAGUAUGGCACCACGCCCAGAUAAAUGAACCAGGUCAGUCCAUAAGCAAGUACAGAAUAUGACAAAAAAACGACGUAAAGACACCAACACUUCAAGCCAGUCAACAGAGCCAGCUUCGAACCCUGCGCAGGGAGUGAGGUACAGUUUUGAUUGGCUCACAAUAUACAGCCUCAAAUCUGAUUGGUCAGUCAACUAUCUCCUAAUUAACAUAUUAUUAUGCACUGUCUAUUGGUUGCAAUUGACGACCAUUAUACCCAACUACACUCAAUUUUUGAUAUAAUGUGUGUUUAAACAAAAAAAUGCAUAUAUGCGCAUAAUAUCCUUCCACAGUUUUUAUAAACCUGGAUGUUUACAUUUAGGUAUGCAUAAUUAAAGUAAAUACAAAUAAUAUUACAAAAAAACUACUGCCAAAUAGUAUACCACUAUUUUACUGAUGCGAAGUGUUGCCAGAGAUGAUACGAUGUAUAGAAGUAGAUGAAAAUUAUAGAGUAGAGAGUUAGGGUAUAUUUUUCUGUCGUGUUGAUGUCUUGGAAAUGGAUCUAUCACUACAUGUAGCAUAGAUUCCUAUUUUGCGCAGUGUGAUGUGUUCUGGGUACUGUUGGAAUCGUUGAAUAUUUCUCCUAAGUCUUCCUUAAAAAAAAGGCGCUCCGUGCGCAAAAGAGAGAGGGCGCUCUAUUUACCACAUUCGCGAGCACUGUGGACGUGACACACCGCGUGCGAGUACUAGUUCGCCAUUUCGGUAUCUUGUUGAAGUAUUCCGGGUCAAAGGUCAUUCAGGAUAAAAUCGCUGACGUGAUGUUGUGCAAACAUCCAGUCGGCUAGUUCAUUUGUAAUUAACGAGCGCGCGACCGUCUCCUUGCGCGUUAGGUUAUCCUGAGUGACAUUUGUGCACAUGCGCAGUUGAAAUACCGAACUGGUUUAUUGCAUAUGCAGCGCACCCAGAACCGCCACACUGCAAAACCAUAUAGUUUAGAAGAUUGCUCUAUUCUUUUCACAUAGCCUCAUGCACUUGGCAUGUUAUCAACUGAAAAAAAAUAUCACUGCCAACAGACAUUUCUAGCAAACACUUAGUUCAGGGGCUUCACAGAGAGAACUUCUAAUUAAAGUAAAUAUCAAAAAAAUAUUUUUGUGAACAGAAUUAAAAAGAAAGAAUAUAUAGGAAUGUAGAUUAAUUCUAUAA